UGUCUGCAAGCAAUGCAGAAUAAGAAGCUGGCUGAGUCCAAUGCAUGCAGAAUGCUUGUGGCUGCUAUAAUCCUGCAAUUCGCGGUCUGCUGGUGUGCAAGAACGGGAAAAGAACUCAUCGCAUAUCCAAGCCUAUUGGAAGAGAGGAUGACUGGGGCAACCUUGGUUCUUAAGAUUACAGAUGACAUAACACUGAAUCUUGAAAGAAGCUCUGUACUGGCUGAUGAGCUGCUGUUUGUUACAAGCGGUACAAAAGAAUACCGCGUGGAAAAAGUAGACACUUCUUUCAUUCAGAAAGAUAUUUACCAUGACACACAUCGACAGGCUUCUGUUAUGGUACGCAGUAUUGAAGAAGCUGUCCAAGUCGAAGGUAUCCUUGACAGCACACUGAUAAUCAAGCCCUUACUACAAGCACCACGAUCUCUUGAAGGUCAAAUAGCCCACAGUGUAUACGAAGUUCAGGAGAAGGCCGACUCAAGCGCAAUGCGUGAGCAAUUGUUACUCUCCUUUUCGAAAUGA
Rhipicephalus sanguineus (brown dog tick) is the source of this 519-nucleotide messenger RNA. RefSeq lists its product as uncharacterized. NCBI's taxonomy places the organism in Eukaryota, Metazoa, Arthropoda, Arachnida, Ixodida, Ixodidae. The coding region runs from base 13 to 519 and encodes 168 amino acids. The record is from RefSeq and is a predicted model, not a curated record. The transcript has 4 exons.